Penicillium odoratum is the source of this 255-nucleotide messenger RNA. RefSeq lists its product as uncharacterized. The transcript has a single exon. The record is from RefSeq and is a predicted model, not a curated record. The coding region runs from base 1 to 255 and encodes 84 amino acids. NCBI's taxonomy places the organism in Eukaryota, Fungi, Ascomycota, Eurotiomycetes, Eurotiales, Aspergillaceae.
AUGGCCAGCUUUCAUCAUGUGAGCCAUGUCGCAAGUCCAAAUUUCGAUGCGAUCACAAUCGACCAAUCUGUGGGAGGUGUGCGCGUCGCCGCCUAUCACAGCAGCAAUGUCAUUACCACCCAGCUCCGAUGGCAAAACAUUCCAUGCCCCAAAGCGAUACAGGGACACUUCAACAACAACAUGUUCCCAGGUUUAUCGCAGCAAGCUCAAGCCCGCAGACAGAAGACUCUCGACCUUACGAGCCAAUCAAUAUGA